AUGCCUUCCUCCUCCAAAGCCCUAGGCGAGCUCCUCCGCUCGCCGAAGCGUCUCCGCCCGAUCUCCCUCUCCCCGAAAUCCAUGACCCUCAAAUCCCCCCUCUCCACCCUCCACGCCCCUCCUCUCAUCGCCGGUGAACACCCCUCCGCACUCACGUCGGAGCAGGCGAAGAGGGCGAAGAGGGUCGACGCCGGCCGAUCCCUUUCCCGAUGGAAGCGGAACCUCAGUAUCUGUUCCGAAAGGAUCGCGACAAGGAAAGGUACUCAUUCCGAUCCCUAUGUGAAGCUGGGAGAGCUCUUGGUCGAGGAGACAUGGCUGGAGGCUCUCCCCAGCGAACUUCAGAAACCCUACACGCAGAACCUGUGCAGGUUUGUGGAGAUGGAGAUGCGCGGCAGCGUCCCUAUCUACCCUCCGCCCCACCUUAUAUUUAAUGCUCUUCAUUUGACUUCCUUUGAUGAAGUCAAGGCAGUCAUUAUUGGACAAGUAGACUCCUUGACCUGA
Zingiber officinale is the source of this 501-nucleotide messenger RNA. Its product is annotated as uracil-DNA glycosylase, mitochondrial-like. The coding region runs from base 1 to 501 and encodes 166 amino acids. The transcript has a single exon. Gene Ontology annotation, molecular function: uracil DNA N-glycosylase activity. Gene Ontology annotation, biological process: base-excision repair; base-excision repair, AP site formation via deaminated base removal. The record is from RefSeq and is a predicted model, not a curated record. Lineage: Eukaryota; Viridiplantae; Streptophyta; Magnoliopsida; Zingiberales; Zingiberaceae. Gene Ontology annotation, cellular component: nucleus; mitochondrion.